Huiozyma naganishii CBS 8797 is the source of this 1206-nucleotide messenger RNA. RefSeq names its product Ibd2p (gene IBD2). Lineage: Eukaryota; Fungi; Ascomycota; Saccharomycetes; Saccharomycetales; Saccharomycetaceae. The transcript has a single exon. Bases 1 to 1206 code for a protein of 401 amino acids. Gene Ontology annotation, biological process: mitotic spindle assembly checkpoint signaling. The record is from RefSeq and is a predicted model, not a curated record.
AUGAGUGUAUCGAAAAGUGGGAACCUCCCGCAGAAGCGAGAUGGCCAUGGCAACAAUUUGGGCAACAAUACCUCGAUAGAGCUGGUUUCGAAGAACGGGCCGCUGCCGAUAAACGUAAUGAUGCAAGAGGGUGUGAAGGCGUUGACUAAAAUUCUUUCGAACCAGCUUCAGGACAGGAAAGCGUUUGAGAACUCGCAGCACUCGAUGCAGUUUGUGUUGAAGAACGACAGCGCCGUGUCAAAUGGGAGUGGGAACCAACAGAUAGCAAACCACAGCAGGAUAGGUCCGAACUCUACUAUCAUAGAUCACACUCGGGUUGAUGAACCCGAUGGGAUGACAGAUUCGAGCAUGCAUAUAGGGGAAGAUCAGUUCCAGGGGAGCCAGCGCAAUAGCGAUGCGAUAUUCGGUGGUCAAGUUCAGAAUUUUAUAGACGAUGAGUUCGAGAACCCGGAUAUACAGUUCGAUGGCGAUGAGGCGGAUAUUAUAUUUGAUUACGAGACUCAGGAGUUGCCCGAUAAUGUGGACGGUAUUGGGAAGAAGAUAUCGGAGAUGAUCGAGUCCGUUUUGCCCGGUGGAUUCACCACGGACUCUGCUGGGAAAUUGCACGCUGUCAUGAACGGUAACGAGUUGAACAUAACGGAGUUGAACGAUGAUAAUGUCGAUGGAGAGAUUGAGGACAUGGAGGAAUUGUUGGCGAAGCACCGGGAGAGUCUCCAACUCGAGGCCGGCAAGGAUAGACCCAGUGGGCUAAUGCAUAGUAUAUAUAAUGGUGGUGAUGUUACCCAUGGGGGUAACGGUGAGGGGCACGAAGAUGAGGAUGCUGAAGAUGCUGAGGAGGAGGAAAAUGGAGGGGGUGCACAUUACGAUCACGGGAGUUGUUGCCCAUAUCAUCAAAACUCGAACGAACGGUCCUCGAAGUUUAAAAACUACCACUACCACGAGUUCGACUACAUCACGCCGAACAAAUCAAUCACGUCACGGUCACUCGUACCGGACUUCUCCAUCUUGGCAAACCAGGACAAGCCGAUGUGUACUUUCUGCGAGUACUACAUGGUCUUUGGCGAGCCACCUAAGAACAUGAUAAAAUGGUACAAUAAUACAUACGGUUACAACCGCGUGCCGAUGUCUAGUCAGCAAAGGGAGCAGCAUAAUAGGCGGUAUCGACAGCAACAGCAUGGUCAGGAUCAGGGGAAACACCCGGGGUGA